GAUUGCUCACAUUACCAAGAGCACAAGGACUGCAAGUGCGUGUGCAAGGACACGGACUACGAAGCAACUUGUUUGGCUGAUCCCAACAGGAUUUGGAACACCAAAACGUGUCACUGUGCCUGCAAGCAUCCCAAGCCCUGCGCCUCAGGGCAUUUUUUCCACCCUGUACAUUGCAGAUGCGAGGAAAUGCAAUUCGAUGAAAACAACAACUUCGUGUACUCGAGCUACAGAAAUCGAGGGCAGCUUCCGUUGCCUCCUGGCCCUUCAACUGAACCACUUAUUGUGGAAAUGAGCACCGCAGCAUCAGCGCAGGAGAAAACGACGAUCGGAAGAUUCUGGCUGAAAAAGUCGCAAUCAGUACGUGGUGAAGAUAGUACUUCGGCACCUUCAAGUACCACGACACUUCCGCCGAUUCCUUCCACUACGACGACCAGGAGCAGCAGAUCAACUCAGUCUUGGUUUUUUGACAACCCUGCCCGAGCCACACACCCACCCUCGAGGACCCGGUUUCAAGUUGACCCCGCUCGAAUUCGGCCAAGGUUGGACGAUGACCUUGACACUGAAGAUGAAAAGGAUCAAACCUUUUCGCGGAGCAAACAAGUGACAUCCGUGAACGUGCCACGUCUCAAGGAAUGGAAGCAACUCGCGACGGCGUCUGAAAGCAUCAGCAGCAGCGGACACACUCAUAAUGGAAACGCGCUGGACACGUCAACUUUUGACUACAAGUCUGAGGACGAGAAGGGGGGCGAAUCAUAUGAUGCGAACAGCGGUGCCAACCCCAGGACAACGAACCGGAAAAGCCGUGUCUUCGACCCCAAUGAAAAGGAUCGGAUCCUCAACAACAUGGCAGGUUCGUGCCAUUAUUAA
Notodromas monacha is the source of this 867-nucleotide messenger RNA. The record is from the annotation of a GenBank genome assembly. NCBI's taxonomy places the organism in Eukaryota, Metazoa, Arthropoda, Ostracoda, Podocopida, Cyprididae.